This is a messenger RNA of Anolis carolinensis (green anole), 1352 nucleotides long. RefSeq names its product probable hydrolase PNKD. NCBI's taxonomy places the organism in Eukaryota, Metazoa, Chordata, Lepidosauria, Squamata, Anolidae. The coding region runs from base 128 to 538 and encodes 136 amino acids. The record is from RefSeq and is a predicted model, not a curated record. The transcript has 3 exons.
ACUUUUCCAUUCCGUGCAAGGCCGAAGGGCGUCAAGGGAGUUGUAGUCUCAAGUUCCUCUGAUUGAUGCCUAUGCCCCCCGUCUAACCCAGCACGCAUCAGGAAGGGCAUAGAGAGCGUUCCCCAAGAUGGCGGCUGUUUGUCUUCGCUUUCAGGGCCUUGUUUCUGCCACUGUGAAUCGAACUGCAGGCUUUAUUCUGCCUUUCAAAACUCCAACCAGAUCCAUCCACAAAAGCCACAGGGUGUGGGGAGAAGUGCAGACAAAGUCACAGCCUGGUGGACAGGUCUAUGAAGAUGUAGAAUAUAUUCCCACAAAGAAAGCCAAGAACCCCAUGAAGACAGUUGGUAUUGCUUGGGCCAUUGGUUUUCCUUCUGGUAUCAUCCUUUUCCUGCUCACCAAGAGAGAAGUAGACAAGAACCGUCUGAAACAGCUGAAAGUUCGACAGAAAAUGAAAGCUUCCAAUGAAGGAGUGUAUGAACGUGAACGGUACAAAGCAUCAUCAUUAGUAACAGAGGGACUCACAGGAACAAAGACUUAAGCUUGGGGUGCUACGUUUGCAAGAUCCUGAACUGUGUCUACAAUAUUAUUGGCUUAACCUCAAAUCAAGUGCCCAUGUGAAUUCUCUGGACUUACCUGGGAGUAUAAUACAGUCCUGUUCAACAUGUAUAUAUUACCUUUUAGGAGCUAAACAGAGUUGAUCAAUAAAUUUUCCACAACCAGUUAUCUUCAGUAUUGAAUGUGUUUAACUGAUAGCAUGUUAAACUAAAAACUUAUCUAAUCCAAUGUUAGGGCAAUAAGACAAAUUUACAGGUGCAAAAUGACAUAAAUAUCAUUGUGUUGUCGAAGGCUUUCAUGGCUGUGAUCACAGGGUUGUUGUAUGUCUUUCGGGCUGUGUGGCCAUGUUCCAGAAGUAUUCUCUCUUGACGUUUCGUCCACAGCCUCUGAGGAUGCCUGCCGUAGAUGUGGGCGAAACGUCAGAAGAGAAUACUUCUGGAACACGGCCACACAGCCUGAAAGACAUACAACAACCAUAAAUAUCAUUGAAUACUGAGGACUCAGUAAAAGCCCCUCACUAUAUCUUCUCAAUAUGUAAUAAACAAGAUUGUGAGCAACGUAUUUUAGAAAUAAUUGUCUUAGAUUCCUAAUUACUUCAUUGGGUAGUUACCAAGUCUUGCACCAUUUCCUUUUGCCAAAUUACUAUAAACCUGGUCCAUUACAUGCUUUAAAAAUAAUAAAGGUGGAUUUUUUGCAUAUGCUUGAUAGGAAAUGCAAAUAGGUUUAUUCUCUAUGGAUUCAACUUUGUGCUAAUCAACAUUUCCCAUUACCCAAUAAAGUUCUUUAUGUUAAAUCCA